Molecule: messenger RNA, 4552 nt
Organism: Penicillium samsonianum
Lineage: Eukaryota; Fungi; Ascomycota; Eurotiomycetes; Eurotiales; Aspergillaceae
Product: ABC multidrug transporter
Exons: 15
Coding region: 1-4458 (1485 amino acids)
Biological process (GO): transmembrane transport
Cellular component (GO): membrane
Molecular function (GO): ATP hydrolysis activity; ATP binding; ABC-type transporter activity
Source: RefSeq, a predicted model, not a curated record
AUGUCGUCGCAUUCAUGCUCUUUUGCCUCGGACAAUGUCUGGGGUCCAGCAGUGCAGCCUUGUCGCCGUUUAUUUGACUUCACUUUGCUUUUCGAGCAGUCGAUUUUCUCAAUUCUGCCCUCGUCCAUUUUCCUUCUACUCGCCUUCGGCAGGUACUACCAACUAUGGCAGCAACCUAACCUCGUGACUGGAUGGAUUUUAUUGGGGAUAAAAUUGACAUCAGCGAUAAUCUCUGCCUCCCUCCAGCUUGCUCUGUUGAUUCUAUAUUGCUUCGCGCCCGGGAACCGCACAAAUGUUUCGAUUGCUGCUACCGCAUUGAACGUAGUAGUAACGCUUACCUUGGCACCUCUCACCUAUGCAGAGCAUAGAAGGACCACACGCCCAUCAUUCCUGAUCAAUGGCUACUUCCUAUUGGUGCUCCUACUUGAUGGCACUCAGGUACGAUCUCUAUGGCUAGCCAAUGUAAAGGGAAGUAUCGCGGGGGUCUUUACGGCCACUUUCGUGAUGAAAGGAAUACAUAUUACUGCAGAAUCUUUCCCCAAAACAAGAUGGUUAGCUCAGGGGGGUGGUUCCAAGAGCAGUCCUGAGGACUUUGCUGGGAUAAUUUCCAAAACUUUCUUCCUCUGGAUCAACAGCCUUAUCAAGAUGGGCUAUGUGCGUGAACUCGGUUCGCGAGAUCUCUUCCCUAUGCCAGCAGGGUUCUCUUCGGUGACCCUGGAACAGGACUUGUGGACGGUUUGGGAAAAAGCGUCCAAGACUGGAAAGAAUGCUCUUUUAUUGUCCACAAUCAGCGCCUUGAAGAUCCGUCUUUUAAGCCCAAUCCUCCCAAGACUAUGUCUUAUCGCCUUGACACUCGUUCAACCUCUACUUUUGAUUCAGAUGGUCAACUACAUCAAGGCACCCGAUACACAAGACGAGCGGAAUAUCGGCUACGGCCUUCUUGGUGCUUAUGCAAUUGUUUAUAUAGGAGUUGCUGUAAGAUACCAAUUCUCUUAUAUAGCAACCCCUGACAUCGGAUUUCUAACUUGCUCCCAGAUGACUACCGCAUGGUACUGGCAUCAAACCUAUCGAUUCAUUACUUGUGUUCGAGGAGCAUUGGUGGCGGUCAUUUACCGCAAAACCCUCGAUCUUGACAUCUCGGGCUUAAACAAGUCUUCCGCCUUGACCAUCAUGAAUGCUGAUGUCGAGAGAAUCGUAGGUGGUCUACGGAUGAUGAACGAAAUCUGGGCGAAUUUCAUCCAGGUUGCCUUCGCAGCCUGGCUGCUGGAACGACAAGUCGGCGUCGCUGUUGUUCCUUCGCUUGGUAUUGCAUCUGUAUGUGCUGUCCUUACUAUGAAAUUUGGGGCAUCUGCUGGUCGCCAGCAGGAGGUUUGGAUGGAGAUGAUUGAAAAACGGGUUGGGAUAACCUCAAGCACCCUUUCUGCUAUGAAGGGUUUGAAGAUGUCUGGCCUGUCUGACAUAUUGAUGAAUCUGUUACAACAGUCGAGGGAGAAGGAGCUUAACGCAGCAGCAGGGUUCCGGUGGUGGGAAAUUGGCACAAUGAUGAUGGGCUUUACCCCCGUGAUGAUUUCACCUGUUCUCACCUUCGCAGUUUUCAUUGCGGUUGAUCACACACGCCACAUCACACUGGAUGCCGGUCGGAUGUUCUCAUCCCUGUCGCUGCUUACACUGAUCUCACAGCCAUUGAGCAUGCUAUUCCAGUCAGCGCCAGAAUUGGCCUCAAUGAUUGCUUGCUUCCAACGCAUCCAGAAAUUUCUACUCACAGAGCCGAGACCGGAUACGAGGAGAAUUGUAUCCUCCCCGACCACCAUUCCAGCGCUUGAGGAAAGCUCCGCGGGCGAAAAGAAUGGCCUUCCAGCAGCCGACUAUUCAUCCAGCACUGCCAUUUCUAUGAAUGGUGCGACUUUCACUUGGCCCGGCAAUACACGCCCGGUGCUUCAAAAUAUCAGCAUUUCCAUUCCACGGCAAAAGCUGACCAUGAUCUUUGGUCCCGUUGGUUGUGGCAAAACCACUUUACUUAACGCACUGCUCGGUGAGAUCUCGGUCUCGGAAGGCGAGGUUAUGGCAGCGACUGCCGAUUUUGCAUACUGUGAUCAAACAGCCUGGAUCAUGGAUGGAACUCUGAAGGACAAUAUUGUAGCAUUUUCGGACUUUGAUGAAAAGUGGUACCAGACUGUCCUACAUGCCUGUGCUCUUGACGAGGAUCUGCUCCAUUUCCGUGAUGGAAAUGACACAAAGUUAGGCGACCAGGGAGUGAAUCUGAGUGGUGGUCAGAAGCAGCGCGUGUCACUCGCACGAGCUAUUUUUGCAAGACGCGAAGUCAACAUUGUGGAUGAUGUUCUCAGUGGUCUUGACGCUACCACUGAAGCCAAGAUUCUCCAGCGCUUGCUAGGACCACAUGGGCUCUUACGGCAGAAUCCCAGCACUACAAUCUUGGCAACCCAUUCUGUACACCAUGCUUCGUAUGCCGAUCACAUAAUUUGCAUCGGAUCUGAUGGUCAAAUCGUGGAACAGGGAGCUUUCUCUGAUCUUUCUCAACACGACAGCUACCUAACGCGUACUAGUCCAUCCGAGGCUCAUAGCUCUGCCACAGAAAUUGAAAAGCAUGAAGUGUCGCCAACCACAGAUGACAAUUCAGAGACCGAUGAAAAGCUAAAAGUUGCUGUGUCCGAGACAGGGUCAAGUUCGACGGCAUCGGAGCCAAAGAAGACCACAAAUGUGAUCGUAUAUUAUAUGCUAUCCAUCGGGAAAUUCUCAUCUGUGGCUUAUGUGAUAAUUGCCGUUGCUUAUGCUUUCCUCUUCUGUUUCCCAUAUGUUUGGGCGAAGUGGUGGACUGAUUCAAAUGAGACACACCCUGGAUAUCAUCAAGCCAUAUACAUGGGGAUCUAUGCACUCUUUCAGGUUUCUUGUCUCCUCGUUCUAGGAGUUCUGGGAUGGCAUGCGGUCAUCAACGUUGUUUCAUCUGCCGGGCUAUCCCUUCAUUGGACUAUUCUACAAACAACAUUCCGGUUCAGCCAGGACAUGCAGCUUAUUGACUCGGAGCUACCCAUGUCCCUUUUGAAUAUAUUCUGCAGUAAGUGCAACCUGUUCCCUCAAUUCAUGAUCAUGUCACUAAAUUUACGACAAGGUGGCCUUAUCAUGCUUGGUCAAAUACUCCUGAUCAUGACUUCAUCGUACUGGGUGGCAAUCUCAUACCCUGUCAUAUUCGUGGUCAUGUUCGCGCUCCAGAAGGUGUACCUGCGCACAUCACGACAGCUUCGGAAGAUGGAUUUAGAGAGCAAAGCGCCUUUAUAUGCGCAGUUCAUGGAGUCUAUCGAAGGACUAGCUACUGUCCGCGCCUUUGGGUGGCAAGCAAACUUCAUUCGCCAGAACCACCAAAACUUGACGAAAUCGCAAAUACCGUUCUAUCUUUUGUUCUGUGUCCAGCGAUGGCUAGCAUUGGUUAUGGACUGUUUGGCUGCAGGAUUUGUUCUCCUUCUGAUCGGCCUUAUUCUUGGGUUGAAAGAUAAGAUCAGCGCUGGCUUCGCAGGCGUUGCUCUCUCCAACGUGAUGAGCUUGAGCGGCAUGCUGACCGAUAUUAUCAUGGUAUGGACCGAGUUUGAGACCUCCCUGACGUCGAUUGAGAGAGUCAGAGACUUCGAAGCGGAGACCCCGGUCGAGGCACUCUCUACGGAGACCAUGACCCCUCCUAGCAAUUGGCCGGAUCGGGGCCAUGUCGAAUUCAAGAAUCUCGCUGCCACGUACAAAAACGGUACCGUCACGGCCCUUCGCAACAUUACCUUGGAUAUCAAGCCAGGCGAGAAGAUCGGAGUAUGCGGUCGGACCGGAAGAAUAUCAAGACUAACUCCGGCUCUCAAUGCUAGCGGUAAAUCCUCGUUGAUGAUGGCAUUAUUCAAAAUGGUCGAUUUGGCUGAAGGGAGUAUUGUCAUUGACGACAUCGACACGUCGACUAUCCCGGCCAAUACUGUACGCACGGCAAUGAAUGCAAUCCCGCAAGAACCAUGCUUCUUACCAGGAUCUGUCCGAGAGAACAUGGACCCUCAUGGGGUGUCAGACGAUGAGAGUAUCCUCCGCGCGCUCUCCUCUGUUCAACUGUCAGACAUAAUCCAAGAGAAAGGAGGUCUCGACGCGGAGAUGGAGCAGGUCAAUUUGUCUCAUGGACAAAAGCAGUUGUUUUGCUUGGGCAGAGCGACACUCAAGCAAUGCAAGAUAGUGGUGCUUGACGAAGCCACAAGCAACAUUGAUGUCACUACGGACCGUCUAAUCCAGAAGGUUAUUCGAGAAAACUUCAAGGAGUGCACGGUGAUCACUAUUGCCCAUCGACUUGAUACCAUCUUAGAUAGUGAUCGGAUUCUUCUGCUACACUAUGGAGAGAUUGUCGAAUUCGACACGCCUUCCAGCCUUCUUGGUCGGGGCUCGAGAUUCAAGGCUUUCUAUGAUGCGGAUGGCAGCCAAUAAGUAUAUGAGAACAGUUCGGUAGUUCAGCAUUACACUUGGGUGAAUAAAGCAACCAUUUGGGCGACCUAAAAUGACAUUGUGUCCCGUCAUGACU